Silurus meridionalis is the source of this 2389-nucleotide messenger RNA. RefSeq names its product prosaposin (gene psap). Gene Ontology annotation, cellular component: lysosome. The transcript has 15 exons. Lineage: Eukaryota; Metazoa; Chordata; Actinopteri; Siluriformes; Siluridae. Bases 137 to 1720 code for a protein of 527 amino acids. Gene Ontology annotation, biological process: sphingolipid metabolic process. The record is from RefSeq and is a predicted model, not a curated record.
CACAAUGCUUUAAGCUCGCGCUAGUGUCAGUAAACCGCAGUGCAGCAGCUACACAGACCGAAAACACUCGACGCCCACCAGAAGCGAGACACUUCGGCGACAACCAAACAACCCUAAGGAUUUCUGCUGUGAAUCCAUGAUGCUCCUGACGCUUCUCCUGGUCUCCACAGCUGUGGCCAGCCCUCUACUGGGAACUGAGCAGUGUGCCCGUGGACCCCAAUACUGGUGCCAAAAUGCCAAGACUGCUUCGAUUUGCGGCGCGAUCUCCCAUUGCCAACAAAAUGUCUGGAACCAGCCUCAUAUGAGAUCUGUGCCAUGUGACUUAUGCAAAGAGGUGUUGAUUGUGGUGGACCAGUUGCUUAAGGACAAUUCAACAGAGGCUGAGAUCCUGAGCUACCUUGAGAAAACGUGCCAGUUGAUUCCUGAUGAAGGCCUGGCUGCUCAAUGCAAAGAAGUUGUGGACAAUUACUUCCCUGUCCUCGUUGACAUCAUUAAAGGAGAGCUGGAUAAUCCAGAUGUGGUCUGCAGUGCUCUUGGCCUGUGUGUUACCCAGCAGGAAGCUCUUGCCAAAGCUCAGCUAAUGUCCAAUGAGAUUCCUGAGCUUGAUCUGACCCAGAGGGCUAACCCCUUACUCCUUAACAUCCCCCAGCUUCUUUACCCAAAGCAGCAUGCUGAGAAGGAGACCACCACAGAUAAUAAUGUUGUGUGCGACGACUGUUUAAAGUUCAUCACCGACAUGCAGGAUGAGGCUAGAAAAAACGCUAGCUUUGUCAGCUCUCUGAUUGAACAGAUCGAGCACCAGUGUGACCUGAUGGGUCCUGAAUUUGCUGAUAUAUGCAAACAGUAUGUCGGCCAGUACGCCCCUCUUAUUCUUCAGCAGCUCAUGUCCAUGGACAAGCAACCUAAAGACAUUUGUUGCCGUGCUGGUUUCUGUGACUCCACUCCCGAAUUUGUGCCACUGAUGAAUCUUUUUCCUGCUAAAUCCAUCCCUGUGGAAAAAACCAUCCCUGCAGCUAAAUUGGUGAAGGCUUCCUCCCUCAAACCUGCCACGCAGAAGAUGGUGCGUGCACGUGAAUCCCCUCAAUGUGCCAUCUGUGAAUUUGUGAUGAAGGAGCUUGAAGGUAUGAUCCAGGACCAGAAAACCGAGAAAGAAGUGAUGCAAGCUGUGGAGAAGGUGUGUGGCCUCCUGCCAAGCACCCUUGUUGCUCAGUGCAAGGAUUUCAUUGAGAACUAUGGCCAGGCAGUCAUUGACCUGUUGGUCCAGGAAGCUGACCCCAAGACGAUCUGUAGCAUUUUGGGCCUGUGCAAAGAGUCAAGUCGUGCUUUUAUCCCUGUAAUGGAGAAGGCUGAGUUUAAGGCUGGUGGGUUCUGCGACGUGUGCAAGAUGGCCGUGCGCUACGUAGAUGGCAUUUUGGAGCAGAACGCCACAGAGGCCCAGAUCGAGGAGGCUGUGAAAAAAGUCUGCAACUUCCUGCCUGAUGAAUAUAAAACUCAGUGUGACCAGCUAAUUGAGCAGUAUGAGCCUAUGAUUGUCCAGUUGCUUCUCCAAGCCCUCGACCCUGAAUUUGUCUGCAUGAAACUAGGUGCAUGCCCUGGAGCACUGAGGAUGCUGCUGGGUGUUGAGCAGUGCAGUUGGGGCCCAGCCUACUGGUGCAAGAACAUUGAAACAGCCACUCGCUGCAAUGCGGUGACCCACUGCAAACGCCACGUUUGGAGUUAAAGAGGAGCGGAGUGCAAUAAACGGAGCUAAAGGAGAAUGUCUGUAGCGCGGUGUCUGUUUUUUACACCCUGUCUUGGUUUUAUUUUAGAAAAUGAGAAAUUAAUUUGUGCUAUUAAUGUAAUUUGAGAUUUUGUCAUUCCGGGGAGUUACCACUCUAGGGGUGGUUAAAAGUACUAUGCAGGAGGUUGAGAGAUGGAGAAGGUGAAGGAAGGGUUUUUUUUUUUUUGUUUUUUUUUUAAUAAAAAGGUGAACUUUACCUGACUCAACUGCUGACAUUUUGAUCCUUGUGUAUGUGGGUGGGCAUUCGACAUGUUUUGUGCCUUGAGAAAAGAAGCCUGAGACCUCUAAAUAAAGACAGUUUUAACUCUCUUCAAAAGGAAAACCUGCCCUUUUAAAUGCUACAGUAUAACUGAAUGAGCUUUCAUUUUUACUGACUAAAAUAUUUCAUCUUUAAUUGAAAUGUUUAUCACUGUUUCAUCUAGCAUCUGUUAAUUUCAGUUUGAAGUUUGUGUGAUCUCAAACCAAGGUUUGUUUUUUUUUUUUUUUUAAUCAGCUUUUAUUUUGUAUUGGUUAAGUGAUCCUGAGCUUCAUUGUUUCAAUCCUGAUUCUGAGUUGCUUGUUGAAAUCUGUAAAGAAUUUUUAAUAGAAAUUAAAACAGAUUGGUCCUGA